Centropristis striata (black sea bass) is the source of this 947-nucleotide messenger RNA. RefSeq names its product synuclein, gamma a (gene sncga). Gene Ontology annotation, biological process: synaptic vesicle endocytosis; synapse organization; chemical synaptic transmission. Gene Ontology annotation, cellular component: neuronal cell body; axon terminus; cytoplasm. The transcript has 6 exons. Lineage: Eukaryota; Metazoa; Chordata; Actinopteri; Perciformes; Serranidae. Bases 137 to 511 code for a protein of 124 amino acids. The record is from RefSeq and is a predicted model, not a curated record. Gene Ontology annotation, molecular function: cuprous ion binding.
GAGCAGCAGCAGCAGAAGAAGAAGAAGAAGAAGAAGAAGAAGAAGAACAAGUAGAAAGAAAGAACAACUGAAAAGAGGUGAGGAUAAUAGACAGAAGAAACAAGAAGAAGAAGAAGAAGAAGAAGAAGAAGACAUCAUGGACGCUCUGAAGAAAGGAUUCUCGAUGGCGAAGGACGGAGUGGUGGCUGCCGCUGAGAAGACGAAGGCCGGCGUGGAGGAGGCCGCCAGCAAGACCAAGGAGGGCGUCUUCUACGUCGGAAACAAGACGAUGGAGGGAGUGGUGACCGGCGUGAACACAGUCUCUCAGAAGUCGACCGAGCAGGCCAACGUUGUUGCCGACACGGCGGUUUCUGGAGCCAACGAGGUUGCCCAGGCGGCGGUGGAGGGCGUGGAGAACGCAGCGCUGGCGAGCGGAUUCGUCAACAAGGAGGAGGAGGGACCAGUGGCUGAGGAGGCCGACCUCCCCAAGACAGCAGCCGGCGGAGAGCAGAGCGAACAGGCUGCACAGUAGAAUCUCGUCCUCCUCGACCUGCAGCCACUUCCUGUUUCUUCCUGUCCAAUCAGAGAAGACGAACCUUUAACAUUUUAGCUGUCGCUCAACACACCUCUAACCUCUGACCUCUGACCCUGGCUCGCCCACUGUGUAACCUAACCUCAUUAACCAAUAGAAACCCUCAGCAGGGUCACUCCACACACUGAUGUCAGGUUUUAAUCGGCUCGUUCAUACUCUCAGCUGAUUGGCCGGUGUGGACCGAGUGUCCAACAAGCCCCGCCCCUCCCUCCUGUCCGUCACCAGGCUGGCCCCGCCCCCUGACAGCCUUUCGGAUGCAUGUGGCUUUACUGACACACACACACACUGCCGUCUGUGUUUGUGAUAUUAACGGAGCUUCAGAGCUGAUUUCUUCUUUUACAAAACAGAAGUGAAAUAAAGAAAUGUUUAAAAUCUA